Messenger RNA from Miniopterus natalensis, 5836 nucleotides. It is a transcript of the gene INSRR, whose product is annotated as insulin receptor related receptor. Gene Ontology annotation, molecular function: phosphatidylinositol 3-kinase binding; ATP binding; insulin receptor substrate binding. NCBI's taxonomy places the organism in Eukaryota, Metazoa, Chordata, Mammalia, Chiroptera, Miniopteridae. The record is from RefSeq and is a predicted model, not a curated record. Gene Ontology annotation, biological process: positive regulation of kinase activity; cell surface receptor protein tyrosine kinase signaling pathway; protein autophosphorylation. Gene Ontology annotation, cellular component: axon; insulin receptor complex; plasma membrane.
UCUCUGUGGCUGUCUGUCAUUCCUUUGUUCUGUCUCCUGCCAUAGCUGGUAGGAUUCCAUGUGGCUUGGUCCCUACCCUUCCUCUCCCCUCAGAAGCUUGUGUCUCUGUGUCCCUUAGGGCCUGUGAGACCCUUCUGCCCAGGGCCAUCUGGAGAGUCAGGACUGAGGCAAUGGCAGUGCCCAGACUGUGGCCAUGGGUGGCAUGUCUGCUUGUGAUCCUCCUGUCCUUGGGAUUUGGCCUGGACACACUAGAGGUGUGCCCCAGCCUGGAUAUCCGCUCAGAGGUGGCAGAGCUGCGGCGGCUGGAGAACUGCAGUGUGGUUGAAGGCCACCUGCAGAUCCUGCUCAUGUUCACGGCCACAGGAGAGGACUUCCGUGGCCUCAGCUUCCCACGCCUCACUCAAGUCACCGAGUACUUGCUGCUCUUCCGUGUCUAUGGCCUGGAGAGCCUGCGUGACCUCUUCCCCAACCUAGCAGUCAUACGCGGUGCCCACCUCUUCCUGGGCUAUGCGCUAGUCAUCUUUGAGAUGCCACACCUGCGGGACGUGGGGCUGCCGGCACUGGGGGCUGUGCUGCGUGGGGCCGUGCGUGUGGAAAAAAACCAGGAGCUCUGCCACCUCUCCACCAUAGACUGGGGUCUGCUGCAGCCUUCACCUGGUGCCAACCACAUCGUGGGCAACAAGCUGGGCGAGGAGUGUGCCGACGUGUGUCCUGGUGUGCUGGGCGCUACUGGGGAGCCCUGUGCCAGGACCACCUUCAGUGGGCACACAGACUACAGGUGCUGGACCUCCAGCCACUGCCAGAGAGUGUGCCCCUGUCCCCACGGGCGAGCCUGCACAGCGGAGGGUGAGUGCUGCCACACCGAAUGCUUGGGGGGCUGCAGCCAGCCAGACGACCCCAGUGCCUGCGUUGCCUGCCGCCACUUCUACUUCCAGGGUGCCUGCCACCAGGCCUGCCCUCCAGGCACCUACCAGCAUGAGUCCUGGCGCUGUGUCACAGCUGAGCUCUGUGCCAGCCUGCGCUCUGUGCCCAGCCACGCCUCCACCUUCGGUAUCCAUGAGGGCAGUUGCCUGGCCCAGUGCCCUCCAGGCUUCACCCGUAAUGGCAGUAGCAUAUUCUGCCACAAGUGUGAGGGGCUCUGCCCCAAAGAGUGCAAGGUGGGCACCAAGACUAUCGACUCCGUCCAGGUGGCACAAGAUCUGGUGGGCUGCACGCACGUGGAGGGGAGCCUAAUCCUCAAUCUUCGCCAGGGCUACAACCUGGAGCAGGAGCUGCAGCACAGCCUGGGGCUGAUAGAGACCAUCACUGGCUUCCUCAAAAUCAAGCACUCCUUUGCCCUCGUGUCCCUGGGCUUUUUCAAGAACCUCAAACUAAUCCGGGGAGAUGCCAUGGUGGACGGGAACUACACUCUGUACGUGCUGGACAACCAGAACCUACAGCAACUGGGGUCCUGGGUGACUGCCGGGCUCACCAUUCCCGUGGGUAAGAUCUACUUCGCCUUCAACCCACGCCUCUGCUUGGAGCACAUUUACCACUUGGAGCAGGUGACCGGCACGCGGGGCCGGCAAAACAAGGCGGAGAUCAACCCCCGCACCAACGGAGACCGCGCCGCCUGCCAGACCCGCACCCUGCGCUUCGUGUCCAACUUGACGGAGGCCAACCGCAUCUUACUGCGCUGGGAGCGCUACGAGCCGCUGGAGGCUCGCGACCUACUCAGUUUCAUCGUGUACUACAAGGAGUCCCCAUUCCAGAAUGCCACGGAGCACAUAGGUCCAGAUGCCUGUGGGACCCAGAGCUGGAACCUGCUAGAUGUGGAGCUGCCCUUAAGCCGCAACCAGGAGCCAGGAGUGACCUUGGCUCCCCUCAAGCCCUGGACACAGUAUGCAGUGUUUGUGCGGGCCAUUACGCUGACCACUGCUGAGGAUAGCCCCCACCAAGGAGCCCAGAGCCCCAUCAUCUACCUCCGAACCCUGCCUGCAGCGCCCACGGUUCCCCAAGACGUCAUCUCCACGUCCAACUCCUCCUCCCACCUGCUGGUGCGCUGGAAGCCACCGACCCAACGCAAUGGGAACAUCACUUACUACCUGGUGUUGUGGCAGCGUCUGGCAGAAGACAGCGACCUCUACCUCAAUGACUACUGCCACCGCGGCCUGCGGCUGCCCACCAGCAACAACGACCCACGCUUCGACCACGAGGACGGGGAGCUCGAGGCGGAGAUGGAGCCCGGCUGCUGCCCUUGCCAGCACCCACCUCCCGGGCAGGUCCUGCCACCGCUGGAGGCGCAAGAGGCCUCGUUCCAAAAGAAGUUUGAAAACUUUCUGCACAACGCCAUCACCAUCCCCAAAUCCCCCUGGAAGGUGACGUCCAUCAAUAAGAGCCCUCAGAGGGACUCGGGGAGGCACCGCCGCGCCUCAGGGGCCCUCCGACUCAGGGGAAACAGCUCAGAUUUCGAGAUCCAGGAGGACAAAGUGCCCCGAGAGCGAGCCGUGUUGAGUGGCCUGCGCCACUUCACGGAAUACCGGAUCGACAUCCACGCCUGCAACCAUGCGGCGCACGCCACAGGCUGCAGCGCCGCCACCUUCGUCUUUGCGCGCACCAUGGCCCACAGAGAGGCUGAUGUCAUCCCAGGGAAAGUGGCCUGGGAGGCAGCCAGCAAGAGCAGUGUCCUCCUGCGCUGGCAUGAGCCAUCAGACCCCAAUGGACUCAUCCUCAAGUACGAAAUCAAGUACCGCCGCUUGGGAGAGGAGGCCACAGUGCUGUGUGUAUCCCGCCUGCGAUAUGCCAAGUUUGGGGGUGUCCAUCUGGCCCUGCUGCCCCCUGGAAACUACUCUGCCAGAGUUCGAGCAACCUCGUUGGCUGGCAAUGGCUCUUGGACAGAAAGUGUCGCUUUCUACAUCCCUGGCUCAGAGGAGGAAGACUCCGGGGGGCUGCAUGUCCUUCUCACUGUCACCCCCGUGGGGCUCAUGCUGCUCAUCAUUCUUGCUGCCCUUGGUUUCUUCUACAGCAAGAAGAGAAGCAGCACCCUCUAUGCCUCUGUGAAUCCGGAGUACUUCAGUGCCUCUGAUAUGUACAUCCCUGACGAAUGGGAGGUGCCUCGGGAGCAGAUCUCCAUAAUUCGGGAACUGGGCCAGGGCUCCUUCGGGAUGGUAUAUGAGGGGCUGGCACAAGGACUUGACGCUGAAGAGGAGUCCACACCUGUGGCCCUGAAGACAGUGAAUGAGCUGGCCAGCCCACGAGAACGAGUUGAGUUCCUCAAGGAAGCCUCCGUCAUGAAGGCAUUCAAAUGUCACCAUGUGGUACGUCUCCUGGGUGUGGUGUCUCAGGGCCAGCCAACUCUGGUCAUCAUGGAGUUAAUGACCCAUGGGGACCUCAAGAGCCAUCUUCGAUCUUUGCGCCCAGAGGCUGAGAAUAACCCCGGGCUGCCACGGCCAGCACUGGGAGAUAUGAUCCAGAUGGCUGGUGAGAUUGCAGAUGGCAUGGCCUACCUUGCCGCCAACAAGUUUGUGCACCGAGACCUAGCAGCCCGAAACUGCAUGGUGUCCCAGGACUUCACCGUCAAGAUUGGGGACUUCGGGAUGACUCGAGAUGUGUAUGAGACAGACUAUUACCGCAAGGGCGGGAAGGGGCUGCUGCCUGUGCGCUGGAUGGCCCCCGAGUCCCUCAAGGAUGGAAUCUUUACCACCCACUCGGAUGUCUGGUCCUUUGGUGUGGUGCUCUGGGAGAUCGUGACCCUGGCUGAACAGCCCUACCAGGGUCUAUCCAAUGAGCAGGUGCUCAAGUUUGUCAUGGAUGGUGGGGUUCUGGAGGAGCUAGAGAGCUGUCCCCUUCAACUGCAGGAGCUGAUGAGCCGCUGUUGGCAACAGAACCCCCGCCUGCGACCAACAUUUACCCACAUCCUGGACAGCAUACAGGAGGAGCUGCGGCCUUCCUUUCGCCUCCUUUCCUUCUAUUACAGCCCAGAGUGCCGGGGGGCCCGGGCUCCCCUCCUACCCACUGAUGCAGAGCCUGACUCCCCACCAACCCCAAGAGGAGCUUCCUCAGACUGCAGCCCUCAAAAUGGGGGUCCAGGGCACUGAGGGUCACUCCAUUCCCUGGGUGAUUGGCCUCCCAUGGGCAGAGAGGAAGGGACCUGACCUUUUCAGCUGAGAUGUGCAGACUUUUACACCCCCUGACCAUGGGGUGGCCAAGGGUGGGGCAGGAAAGAUUGGGGUUUGAUUAGAGCACUCAUUGUAAAAUUUUUUCAGGAGUCUGAGUGCUCCCUGAGAAAAUAAACAAGGUCCCAGCAGGAGUGGAGAUUAGGCCCUCAAAGAGCCCCUACUCAGACUAAGAAGAGAGGGCCUGUCCACCCCAGAGGUAUUGUCCGGACAGCCCCACCUUCAGCCCACAGGUCUCUUGUGGACUGCGGGGCCAUCAACACGCUUGAAACCAGAUAAGCAACCAGAAUGGUCCUGGAACCUCCUGUGUCCAUGUUUAGGCUGCUGGGAAGCAUGACCGUCUUUCUCACCACUGCGUGUCACCUCCUACCCUCUGCCUCAGACACCAGGCAGGGUGGAAGCACCCAGGCCCAGCCUGGCCCUGAAGGCCUGCGCUCACCUCUUCCUCUCCUUUGCCAUCCCGGGGAUUCCCAAGCUUGGUGCUCCUCCUUCCUGCUCCCCUGAAAAAUCCCUUGGAGUGAAUCACCCACCUCUCCUGGUCUCACGCCCUCAAUCUCCCUCAUACCCUUGGAUUAUUAAGGCUUUAAGAGGCUUGCUUCCUCCCUGCCCUCACUCCUGCCCCCUCCCCUCCCCUCUCUGGGAAGCCACAAUAAAUGCCAAUGUCUGUUUGUACCCUGGUCCCCAGCAGCCCAUUUUCUCUUCAUCUCUAUGGAGUUAACACUAGAUGAACUUCCCCCCUCCCUCCUUGGAGACUUGAGGUGGUGACCCUGAAGCAAUGAUACAGGAUGAAUGCUGCUGUCAAACACCACCUCCUGGGGGCCUGAGCAGCCAGGGUUGCCAUGGCAGUGAAGCAGGACCACCCUGCUUGUAUCUGAGCUCAGGCAGCCCGAAGUGGCUGAGCCCAGCAGGGAACCCUGUAUCUGGCCUCCCAGGCUCACCAGCCUAUCCUGACAUCUCAUCUUGAAGUUAUCUCUUGCUAUUUCCAUGGGCAGACAUGUCCUGGGGUAUCUCAGGACAGACACACGAGGUGGGGAGGGGCCUUGAGGACAUCACCAGUCCAUGCUCAGUGCCACCCGGUGAGGCAUCAGAGCAGUCUGUGUGUCUGGCGCCCCUCUCCCAGCAGAGAUGCCCUGGAGGCCUGUUGAAGCACAGGGGAGUUCAUUUCCCAGCUCUCCUGCCAGUGCCACCCAGGCAUUUGAAAGGAAAGGACUGCAGAAGGGGGUGGCGGUGGAAGCAGCUGGUCAUGGCUCAGGACUCCUUAGCAUCCUGUACCAGUGUUUCCUGCAUCCCUCCUCAGGGCUAUAGCUCCCGCUGCCACAAGCUGCCACACACCUGGACUCUGAAGAGAUUUGCUCACUCCGGCAGCUGUCCCACAAAGCACAGCUCAUUAAGGCAGGGCCCGAGGGGAGUGGGCAUGAGUCUAUGACAAUAAUUACAACUCAUAUACACUACCCUGACCGGUCAGUCAGGGUGGGCAGCAGGGACCACCUGUCACGGGACCCAGGCCCCGACCCACCUGUCAUUGGUGGCUGAAGCAACAGCGGCCCCUAAUGGUUUCUGGCAGAACCACAGCUUAGGGAGAAGGGGGCAAGUUGUCUCCCUUGCGUUGCUGGACUCAGAAGCCUCCAGCAGGGUAGAACGGAGGAGAUACUCUGCACAAAAACCCAGGAUCUGAGACCCAC